This is a messenger RNA of Aaosphaeria arxii CBS 175.79, 2010 nucleotides long. RefSeq lists its product as uncharacterized. The coding region runs from base 1 to 2010 and encodes 669 amino acids. The transcript has 4 exons. The record is from RefSeq and is a predicted model, not a curated record. NCBI's taxonomy places the organism in Eukaryota, Fungi, Ascomycota, Dothideomycetes, Pleosporales.
AUGAGUGACAAGAUAUUCUACGGAGUAUGGAUUAACUGGAGCCGAGGUCAACCGAAUGGUUCCACCAUAACGCUGUCAGCCUCUAAUGCCAACGUCCUUGUUGCCUUUUUGGCUAUAUUCGUGUCUGUCUCUGGAGCGGCUUUGUGGAGGAUAUUGGCAUUCACUCUUCAUCAAAGACGAAUCACCAGACACGAGAGAGACGGGAUGCACUAUCAACAUCAGAACAUCUUGCGCAAUACACCUUCACCAGGUAUCGCUUCCUGGCAGCUAAUCUGGCUCAUUCCGCCAUGGUCCAAAGUUACCAGUCGGUCAUUCCUACGGACAUUUCCACUGAUACUCGUUGCUCUCCUGAAUCUAUCGGUCUUCCUCACAGCCGGUAUAUUGGUAGCUGAGGUGACUCGAACCGCCGGUACUGAUGUUCUCGUCAGGAGUGGGAGUUGUGGUACUUGGCUUCUGGGAGAUACGGAUCUGGUUCUUGGGCCCAGCACCAAGGUUUUGAACGACACCAUAUCUGCAGCAGCGUACGCAAGGGCCUGUUAUGGUGGGCAAUCGGAAACUCUGGAGUGUAAUCAAUACGUCAAGCAGGCAUUGCCAUUCACUACCGAAUUAAAAAAUCAAAGUGAAGCCUGCCCAUUCGAGGAUGGAAUGUGUCUGAUACGAUCACCUGUGUACAUUCUUGAUACGGGAAACCUGUCAUCUCACGAACACUUUGGUAUAAACGCAAAGACACAAGAUCGAGUCACAUAUCGCCGAAAGACAAUUUGUGCUCCAAUCAAAACGAAAGACUUCAUUGACAGUUUCAAUUGCACUGAUGCAAAAAGAAUUGAUCGAGGUAGAUUUAGUUGCUCUGAGGGCGACAUCGUGGAUUUGUUCAAAUUUGGGGACGUGGGGUACCAUACAAACCCUCGUAGUAAUUACACCCACGCGUACAAUCGGCGCGCAGCCUCGGUUGGGUACGGCUAUGCUCUGAGUUCAGUAGAUUAUAGCAGUGGUGAUGGCGACGAGGUUAAUGCGUGGCGACCCGUGCCCGCAUUGCACCGAAACGAUGGAGACAUCUCCUUGAUGUUUUUGUCAGCGAACGAGAUUAAGUACUACGGUAUGGUGAAAGAUCCGAUAUUCCAGGCUACUACUGUGUCGAAAUCGGCGCUGGAUAACGGUAAAAAUGUAACAUUUUACGUCUCUGACUACUACGUGAAUCCUCUCGCCUGCUUCGAGCAGAAUCAAAUCUGCAAUCCGGCGAAGAACAAAUGCACAGCGAUGGAUGCAUAUCAGACCGUGGUACACUCUGCCCAGAAAGACAUCGACUUGAAUCCGUUACAAAUCAGCUUUGUGUCAUUACUUUCUCUCGACCUCUGGCUUUCAACGAUAUCUCAGAAUAUUGGUGGGCGAGGCAAUUAUGCGCUUCGUGCCCAAGAACAAGUCAGGGAGCUUCUUUCCACGCCGAUACCCCCUGAUCAGUGGCAACAAGAGGUCAAAUCCUGGUUUACAACUGGACUUGCAAAACUGCAAAGAUAUACUGUCGACCAUGCAAGAGGGCCAGAGAACGUACUUGAAGGUACCUACAUUGAAAAGCCCAACACUACAGAAGGGCAUUACCUCUGUAACAAUCAGAUUGUCAAAUCACCUCCUGGCUCUGGCACGAUGUCAUUCUCUACGCUGGGAGUGUCGAUUGUCUUGGGCUUAGGAGGACUGCUCAUCUUGACUCACACGAUCCUUGACUAUGUUGUGAGCAAUUGUAUCCAGGGCCGCUCUUACAGGUUAACUAGAUGGGCUAUGGAUGAAAAGUUACAACUACAACGAUUGGCCUUCGAGGGUGCAGGUCUUGGCCGUUGGAAGUCAGGGGUUCAGUCUGUUCCCGUUACGACAAAGAAACAAGACUUUAUUAUCGACGUAUAUGACGGUGAUAGCAUCAAGACGCAGUUCGCAGGUCAUCUUAGCUUUACACCUGAGCCGGCUUCAAUUGACUGGCCCUUCAGAGAGUCAGAGGAGCUCUCUACGGAGGGCGAAUGA